Drosophila miranda is the source of this 1061-nucleotide messenger RNA. RefSeq lists its product as uncharacterized. The transcript is spliced from 4 exons. The record is from RefSeq and is a predicted model, not a curated record. Bases 19 to 666 code for a protein of 215 amino acids. Lineage: Eukaryota; Metazoa; Arthropoda; Insecta; Diptera; Drosophilidae.
AGUUAAUACCUGAUCGAAAUGCCAUCUAUGGGGAAAUCGUUUGUGUGCAUAUCAUUCAUCCUGCUUCUGGGUGCCACCAUCCACUUUCAGGACUACUGGCACCCUCACUGCUCGAAGCCCUUUGUGAACAUCGGUGGACGAUGCUAUUUCUUCUCCUCCAACAAGGUCCCCACUUACGAGUACUACAAGGUCACCUUCAAGACUCGAGUUCUCAGUGUGCCCGUCGUAAUGGGUUGGCUUCAUGCGAACCUUGGCUGCGAGGCUAUUGAUGACAAGUCCCGGCUGGUAACUGUUCGAACGGUCGAGGAAAUGAAACAAAUUGCCUACUACUUGAAGUACAAGGCACACGCCGCAACCCAUGCGGUCUUCUGGUGCGGCGGACAUCGCGGACGCCUGUCCAAUCCGGACGAUGUUGAUCACAAAACACUUUACGACUUCUACUGGCACAAUGACGCCCUGCCCAUGAACUAUACCAACUUUGUGAAGAAGGAGCCACCAAAGAAACGCUUCGGCGAUGGCUACUGUGUCUAUAUGGAGUUUACGGGCACAGAACUGGUCAUGGGUGUGGAAAAGUGUGAUAAGAAGUUGGCCUUCGUCUGUGAGUGGGACCCAAAUUUACCCACACCACCCAAUCCAUUCGCACCGCAACGCGACACCACUCUGUAGAGUAUUGCACAAGUACAUAAUUUCAUGUAAUAUAUUGGCAAUUGGGACACUAAAAGCUGCCUAUCAUCUAAUCGCUCCCAAAAAAAUUUCUUCGUUAAGUAAAAAAACAUUUGAUCUUUGUCAUAGAUAUUGUUCGAAUAAAUUCCCAUAAAAUAAGGAAAUAUUUAUACAAAUACGUUUAUAAGAAACCUGAUUCAUCGUCUGGUAUUUAAGAAUGAUAGCGAAAUCUAAGGCAUCGUCCCAAGACUCCUUGUUGGAUUGAGUGCCCAGAAGUUUGUACUUAUCAUAGAGACUCUCAGGAAGUAUAAUUUUUGCUGUGAGAAUCCCCUUCGCCUUAAGUUAAUCCAUUCAUAUAUAUUUUUCAAAUAAACGAAUUGCAUUAAAAUGCUAAUAAA